GAACAAUCAAAUGGCGUUGGGAAAACGCAUUCCUAAAGUUUUUCCUAUAAUAAAGUGGCUCGCAACAAAACACUUCCGGAGAGUUCGGAAAUAAACAUUCGAUCGUUUGCCGGUGAGAAAUUCGUAGUAGCUCGUUGUUUUGAUACGAGAAUAAUCGAUUUUAUCACGAUGUAAUUUGGGGAUAUGAAAGAUACAAGUGCUUACUAAACUGUCAUGAAAGAUACCUAACUUUUAAUCGUUUGUUGAGGGUUUUGUAUUGGUUCUAAAUGCUGAAUUCAAGUCGUAUAAAACCUUUCGUCAAAGCGAGCGUUCCAACUCAUAAAAUUUGCAACUAUUUGGGGUAUUCUUUUAUUCUAAAAUGGAAGACAACGGUGAGAUUUUAAGCGCUAGUCACGAAGACGGAUUACAAGCAAGGAGUAAUUCGUUUAACGAGCUUCUUUAUCGACUUGAGCAACAAAACAGGUAAUCUUUUAUAAGUAUAUUGAAACUAUAUCGCAAUAAUCGCAUCAUAUUUAUUAUGUAUGACCAGUGUAAAUAAAUGUAAACAACUAAAUUCCAAGUAGCUAGUAAUAGUAAUAGAAUAUGAAUUUAUUGACUCAUAAUCAUAUAAUAAUUUACAGCGAGUGGGUUUUCCCUCGGUUUGCCCCCAGCAACAAAAAAUGUGGUUUACAUCACAAUUAAUAAACUUUAAUCAAGUUUUAAAAACUUUUGCCAGCAUGUAAUAAAUUAAACAAUUUGUUUCAGCUAUAAAGGACAGGUUAUCAAUAAGACUUUUAUAUGUUUAAUAUUCCUUUAUUUAUAAAUCAGUUCCAAGCUUAAGAGGGGUUAAGAGGUGACUUUUGCCGCACUUCUUUGGGAACAAAAGACAAAGACUCAUUAUAUAUUUAUUGCGAAGGGAAAGCCGAUGUCAAAGUGGCAUAUCCGGGGCAAUAUCAAAUAUAAUUUUUUCGUCUUCGUUCAAAUUCGUUUGCUUUCAAGUGUUUCGGCGAGGGACUUGAAGAAGUAGUUUAUUUUGUUGCAUAAGAAUCCAACUGAGUUUAAAUAUUGUUUUUGAAAGGCGGCAUGUGAUUUUAUCAUUGUUGUUCAUCUGUUGUGUUGAAAUUUGUGUCAAAUAUCGGGGGUAAUCAGGUUACAAUGUUAUCAAAUCUCUGAAGUACGCUAAAAGUUUCCUGUGUGGCUAUUUGGCGAGAGAGCGAAGAGUAAAGAGAAGCGAAUACCAUUUAAAUUGUUCAAAAUUGCUUGGUUUGGGGGUAUGCAACAAUGGUUGUAUGGAAAGAGGUAUUUCUAGUAUUACAGUGAAGUCUAGAGUAUUCUACUAUUCUGACUAUUCCCUUUUAUAUAGUGAGAAACUAUUUAUAAGGAUUAUACAUUCUGAUGUCUGCCAUGUGUGUUUAGUCUAGUUAAAUCCUUCUGUGUUUAGGUUAAUGGUAUGUCUGUUUACUGUGAGUACAAGUGAUUAAUGAAAUAAUUGUGUCCUAAUACUAAUAGUAAACUAAAAUAUAUCAAGAAAAUAUAUGAAAAUUUUUGACCACAAUAGAUCACAUACAAAUGUCUGUUGCAUAUUGAUCCCCCAAAAUAUAAAACCUGAUGAUUGAAUGUGUUAAAGCUAUUCUUGAAACUAUAAACUUGACAAUAAAUACCACAAAUAUUGACUGGCAACAUGCAAUAUAAUGUUUCUGCAUUUGAUCACUGUGAUGUGAUUCUCUUAAAUUACACACUGACUGAUGGCUGUUAAUAUUUUGUCCAAACUAUAUAUGGCUAAUGGUACUAGAACCCCACAGGGUGACUGGGAGUGUCCCCAGUACUAGAGGCCAUAUAUAGCGCGAUACUUGUCCCACACCCAUAUGAUUGAGUUAUGGCACAGUACGUGUGCGUCUUUCACUUCAGGAAUAUGGGUAAAUUUUGACAUGAGAGUCAGCCAUUAGCCAUUUCCAAGCAAAACACUGAUAUGGCUCAGUGUACUGACUGCUCUUGAUGGAUAUAUGGCUGACCAUUCCACCGUAGAAACCCGAACAAAUGCCCCCUCGUUCUCUAAAAAAUAAAACGAAAGGAUGAUGUUUUUUGCAAAUCAAUGUGUAGUCACUAAUGAAUGCUUGAUUAAAUGUGCUGUACUGUACAAGGACAAUCCCAUGGCAAUUGAUUUUAUAAUGUUUUGUAAUAUUUUUUAUGUUUUUUUUUUAAUGCUUUAACACAAUGAUAAACUUAACCCAUUAAGUUGUAGUGCCCUACUCUAUUAUUUUACUCAAACAAUUUUACUCUUGAAGGUGAAAGCAUUGGCACUCAAUGUCCAAUGAGAUAAUCAGAUCAUGUGUCUAUUGAGAGUUGCCUGGAAAUCUGGUUUCUGAGACAUUGAAUGUCAAACUCUCUCUAAAUUGCAACCUUCCCCCCAGAAGGGUUCAAAUAUAGUCACGGUACUGAACUUUUGAAUAAAUAAAGCAAUAUAUGAUAAUGAUCACUAUACUAAGAACAGAUUCAUUUUAGGAGCAGAAAGUAUAGUAGAGUAGGUCUUAAUUUAAGUGUUGAUGUACAUUCUAUAUUAGAAUAUUACACAACUGCCCAGAGAUAACCCAUGACCUUUGGCACAGCAUCUGCUGACUCCAUCAAGAUCAGAAGUUUUUGUGUGCCAGCAUAGUAUGCCUUCACUGGUACUGUGCAAGGGUGGGUAGUAGCAAAGUAGUUGUAGUUUGCUACUACAAUUUUGAAGUAGCCAGUAGUUUUUGACUACUUUUUUAAAACAGUAGUUGUAGCGAACUACAUUUUGCCUAAAAGCAGCCAAAUAGUCGACUACUUUUCAAACAGUGAAUUGCUAUUCGCUACUUUUUAAAAUUGUUAGCAACUGUUCAUAGAAUAGAAUGAUUAUAAGACACGGUUUGCUUAAAAGAUUAUUUUAUACAGUAAAGAUUAUUUUAGCGCAAUGAAAAGUGGCACUCCUGAAGACUGUAGUGCUUAUAAAAAUGUUGCUUUGAGCCUUUUUGUUUACUGUUGCUACUCGUAAGUCGAUUUGUUAUAGGUUAUAUUACAGCCUGAGCUAGUGGAUGCUCCAAAUACCGUAAAACUAAAAAAUAUAGAGUAGCGAAAUAGUGAAAUAGUUCGCUACAUUUUUUAAGCAGUAGUUGUAGUCAGUAGCGAACUACCUUUGUUCAAAAGUAGCAGUAGUUGUAGCUCAACUACCUAUUUUUGAAGCAGCUGUAGUAAAGCGAACUACAAAAAUUUUGUAGUCAACCCACCCUUGGUACUGUGUCUGUUUUAGACCCUUAACCUGCUUCAAUAUUUUUUUAACCCUUUGAGUGCCAGCGUUCUCUCCUUGAUGAGUAAAAUUGUCUAGCGUCCUCCACAGGCCUCUCUAUGGGUUUUAGCCUGCGAAUGGGUUUUGAAAACAAAUUUCCACCCUAAUUUCCUCGGGAGAUGCCGCAGGGGGCUAAAAAUUGUCUGGCAUUAGACAGAGUAAAAUAAUCUGCCAUCAGACAGUGUAAAACAAUAAAGUAGGGUGCAUUGAUUUGAGGCGCACUGGGUUAAAAUAGAGUCACUUUAAGAGUGGCAUGAGAUGUAGCUAAAUUAUAUUUUGGUCACUAGGCGACUUGAGAAUGAUGAUAAAGCGAUGUUGGAAUUAUCGCCUGGAAAGAAUAACAACAACAAUGACACAAAGCUUCCCUCAGAGUCUGCCGAAAGUACAGACUCUGAUAUAUCAUCUGUUGAUGGCCUUGCUGAUGGCCUUGAUACGGCCGAUGACUUUGACUAUGCCUCGUUCCAAGUGUGGGGUGAGAUUAUCAGAGAUUGGGAGGAAAAUAUGAAACGAAGGCCAAAGUUUAUACGGGACUUGACACACAAGGGAAUUCCUGAGAAAAUGAGGUGCAUUAUGUGGCAAUAUUUUACUGGGGCAUGGGAGUCAUCACUUGUUGGCAAAUAUGCUGAUCUUAUCCAGGUGAGUGAUGCUUUAGUACACAAACUGUCAUUUGUGAUAACACAAUGAGAGGCUUCCCUUCCCCUGUGUCAAGAUAGCACAAAGACUGUCAAUGCACCUUUACGGCAAUAUUAACGUCACAAAGAGCCUAGCUUGUUCUCCUUAGGCCUCAUUUACACUAUGAUGAUAACAGCAAAUUUACCGUAGCGUAGUGAUUUGCAUCUGGAGUGCCGAACGUAAGUGGUCCGUAGUUGGGAUGCUAUGGCAAACGACUCUGUUAUAAUGUAAACACAAUAUGGUCUCAAUACUAAGACAGGAGGCAAUUGGUUCAUCAUUAAUAUCGCAUUUACACUAAUAACGCUAUGGCUAACAUUCUGUUAAAAAUUUACUACGUUUCUGAUUCAUGAGUGUGAGGCUCCCACUGGCUAAGAAAGUAUUAAUGGCAUACAGUAAUUAUAGAACAGGUAUCUCACAGUUAUGGUUAUAAUACAAAAGCAGAUUUAGCAUUCUGUAUUUUGUUCUGACUCUAAGGUUUGCUUUCAUGUUCAAAGAGGUGUUCAAUUAUUGUCACUCAUGUUGUAAUGUUUAACCUACAGUAAAAGCCACAGUGUUCCCUUAUGUACCCUCUACCCAUGUUCCUUUUGUUAUGCCCCUUAAACACCCCACCCCCUAGCUUUCAUUCUAAUAACCCCCUCUCAGAUGGGGUCCCUCCCAAAUGUACAUGAAAAACAAAGCCCUGGGGGAUUAAUAGAGGUUCACAAUAAUGUUUUUAUUUCAGCAACAAUCUGCAUGUGAAAGAGUGAUAAAACGUGAUAUAGCCAGAACAUUUCCAGAACAUCCAUAUUUUCAACAAGAGGAUGGCCAGGGACAGCAAGGAUUGUAUAAUGUUAUCAAGG
Molecule: messenger RNA, 4797 nt
Organism: Paramuricea clavata
Lineage: Eukaryota; Metazoa; Cnidaria; Anthozoa; Malacalcyonacea; Plexauridae
Source: the annotation of a GenBank genome assembly